Messenger RNA from Nerophis ophidion (straightnose pipefish), 1723 nucleotides. Its product is annotated as sodium/potassium-transporting ATPase subunit alpha-2-like. Lineage: Eukaryota; Metazoa; Chordata; Actinopteri; Syngnathiformes; Syngnathidae. Gene Ontology annotation, biological process: potassium ion import across plasma membrane; intracellular sodium ion homeostasis; sodium ion export across plasma membrane. Gene Ontology annotation, molecular function: ATP binding; P-type sodium:potassium-exchanging transporter activity; ATP hydrolysis activity. The record is from RefSeq and is a predicted model, not a curated record. The coding region runs from base 150 to 1676 and encodes 508 amino acids. The transcript has 12 exons. Gene Ontology annotation, cellular component: membrane.
GUGUGUGUGUGUGUGUUUCCAGGCCCCCCCCCAAAAAAGCAACAAGUCUCUCCCACACGUGGUGGUGGUCAAUGUCAGACGUGGGUCUCAGCCGUGUGCCCUUGUUGUCUUCCUUCACGUCCUGACCUGCCGUCUUGUGGAUAUCCAACAUGGGCGGAGGGCGUGGUGCGGAGAAUGGCGGCAAGAAGAAAAAGAAGGCUCGGGAUUUAGAGGAGCUGAAGAAGGAGGUGUCCAUGGAUGACCACAAAAUAUCAGUGGAUGAUCUUGGGAAGCGUUAUGGACUGAGCCCUACACAGGGCCUCACCAACGCCAAAGCCGCAGAGGUUCUGGCUCGGGACGGACCCAACGCGUUGACACCUCCCCCCACCACGCCCGAGUGGGUCAAGUUCUGCCGCCAGCUGUUUGGCGGAUUCUCCAUGCUGCUGUGGACCGGCGCCAUCCUCUGCUUCCUGGCCUACGGCAUCCAGGUGGCCACCGAGGACGAGCCGCCCAAUGACAACCUCUAUCUGGGCGUGGUCCUGGCCGCCGUGGUCAUCAUCACCGGAUGUUUCUCCUACUUCCAAGAGGCCAAGAGCUCUCGCAUCAUGGACUCCUUCAAGAAGAUGGUACCGCAGCAAGCCAUGGUCAUCCGCGAGGGGGAGAAGAUGCAGAUUGACGCCGAGUUGGUGGUGCAGGGAGACCUGGUGGAGAUCAAAGGUGGAGACCGCGUCCCCGCCGACCUGAGAAUCAUCACCUCUAGUGGAUGUAAGGUGGACAACUCGUCUCUGACCGGCGAGUCGGAGCCUCAGACCCGCUCUCCAGAGUUCACGCACGACAAUCCCUUGGAGACGCGCAACAUCUGCUUCUUCUCCACCAACUGUGUCGAAGGCACGGCUCACGGCGUGGUCAUCGCCACGGGAGAUCGGACGGUGAUGGGCCGCAUCGCCACGCUGGCGUCGGAGCUGGAGGUCCGCCGCACGCCCAUCAACAUCGAGAUCGAGCACUUCAUCCACCUCAUCACCGGCGUGGCCGUCUUUCUGGGCGUCAGCUUCUUCAUCCUGUCGCUCAUCCUGGGUUACUCCUGGCUGGAGGCCGUCAUCUUCCUCAUUGGCAUCAUCGUCGCCAACGUGCCCGAGGGUCUCCUGGCCACCGUCACUGUGUGUUUGACGCUGACGGCCAAGCGGAUGGCCAAGAAGAACUGCCUGGUGAAGAACCUGGAGGCCGUGGAGACGCUGGGCUCCACCUCCACCAUCUGCUCGGACAAGACGGGCACACUGACCCAGAACCGAAUGACCGUGGCCCACAUGUGGUUCGACAACCAGAUCCACGACGCUGACACCACCGAGGACCAGAGCGGUUCGUGUUUUGACAAGAGUUCUGCGACUUGGUUAGCCUUGUCCCGCGUGGCUGGCCUGUGCAACAGAGCUGAAUUCAAAGCUGGACAGGACAAAGUGGCCAUCUUGAAGAGGGAGACAGCAGGCGACGCAUCCGAGUCUGCAUUGCUGAAAUGCAUUGAGCUGUGUAGCGGGAGCGUGCGAGACAUGAGAGCCAGGAACACCAAAGUGGCAGAAAUCCCUUUCAACUCCACUAACAAGUACCAGCUCUCCGUCCACGAAGUGGAGGACAAUCCUGCCGGUCACAUUCUGGUAAUGAAGGGAGCGCCAGAGAGAAUCCUGGACAGGUUGGUUCAUCAAUAAUAGAUCAAUGACGGCCCAUAGGCCGCACAGCAGAGAGGAUUUAGCUG